AUGUGCUGGACAGUGUGGACACGAGACAUCGAUGGUGUCAGCUACGGAGAUGAUUGUGGUGGUGGACGCAUUGAGCGACAGGGUGUGGGUGGGGCUGAGCGUGGUGGGUGUUGAGUGUGCACUGGGUGUGAUGGAGCUGGUGGUCGGUGGCCACACAGGAAGACGGAGUGAGGAGGAGCUAGGCAUGGUGGGUGUGCUGGAAGUAUCAGGACUGCGGUCAGUACCGCUCUCGUGGAUACGCAUGUGGGCAAAUAGGCCAGUGCGAUGCAUGAAUGUGCGAGGGUAGUGUGUACGGUGGAGGCGGAUGCGGCGCUGGUUCGCCAGUCUCUGUGCGAUGGAUUCGCCAGUGACUGACCAGUCCGAUGCUUGAGGUGAAGGCGCGGUCGCAAUGAGGACAGGUAUAGCCCAGGUUCUCACAACUGCUGUCGUGGUUGUGUUGAUGUUUGCUUCUGCACCAGCAUUGUAAGUAACGUUGAUAUGCAUGGCAGAUGCCACAACGACAGACGUUAAGGCACUGGAGGAGGAGGAGGAGGAGGAGGAGGAGGAGGAGGAGGAGGGGGAGAAGAAUAAGAAGAUGAUGAAGAAGAAGAAGAAGAAGAAGAAGAAGAAGAAGAAGAAGGCGUGCUUCUAG
Spirometra erinaceieuropaei is the source of this 631-nucleotide messenger RNA. The record is from the annotation of a GenBank genome assembly. Lineage: Eukaryota; Metazoa; Platyhelminthes; Cestoda; Diphyllobothriidea; Diphyllobothriidae.